Molecule: messenger RNA, 1347 nt
Organism: Symbiodinium necroappetens
Lineage: Eukaryota; Dinophyceae; Suessiales; Symbiodiniaceae
Source: the annotation of a GenBank genome assembly
AUGCAGCGUGAGGCGGAUUUCGAGCGAGCUAUGCAGGACAAGGAGCGGGAGUUCCAGCAGACUGCCCGACAACAACAAGUGCGGGAAAAGGAGCUUCGCCAGAGGGAGGUGGCUGUCGCAGAACGUGAAAAGGACAAAGAGAGGGACUUCCAGGAGACGGCCCGUCAGCAGCAGGUGCGCGAGCAUGAGCUCCGUGAAAGGGAGCGAGUUGUAUUGCAGCGUGAGAAGGAACUGAAGAAGAGGCCGCUCGCUCCUGCGACGUCUCCGGGAUCCACAAAGGUUGCACAGACACCGGAAGAUAUAGCGCAGGUCCCGCAGCGUGCGCGAGCGAAGCAACGACAGCCGCAAGGCCCUUCUGAUCCAGCUGCGUCUCGAGAAGUCCCAGCGCAGGUCAAGCGAAAGAAGCGCGUGCUGUCUGACUACAAGAGCCAAGAUGAGCAGAGGUGGGGCUGGUACCAGCAUUCCGCAGAGAGGAAGCGUGAAAGUUUGGCGGCGACAGAACCACUGUCGCAGCCACAAACUCCUGGCGAAGAGCAGGAGCCGGCGGAAGUUCUAGAAGACUCGAGAGCGCCUUGGCACUCUAGGCUUGGGCAAGAAGCACCAGGAAAAGGCUGCAUGACACUGGACCUGGGAGAGCUGUUGGAUGCAGUUUCCAAAGGCCUUGACCCUUUGGAGGUGGAGCAGACGAAGCGCCAGAAGCAACAGAGCCAGGACUUUGCUUCGGCUGAGGCGGAGGGUGGAGACGAAGACCUCUCUGAGCCUGAAGCGCCUGAAGAAAUCAACUGGAGCUGUGACGAGGCAGAGGUGGAGGAAGUGCCGCAGGCUGUGCCAAAGCCGCAGCCUACACCUCCUGUGCCUCGCGAAGAAGAUGCCCUGCAGCCACCGGCCGAGGACAUAGCUCCUCAAGAGCCAGCGAGGCUCAACCAGUCGGUUCCGGCCAGACCGCUUUUGAUAGAAAGGGGCUCCAUUGCCACCUCAGAGGUGGAAGAAGACCUGAAUAAAAUGUCAGAGGACCCUCACGAUCUGCACCUCCAACCUGAAACGGAUGCUGCCGACCAAGCUGACGUGCACGCGUCACAGGAGCCUCUUGCUCCGACCGAUGGGGCUCUGGAUAUGGAGGAGGCGUCUCCUGCAGCCCUAGAGCCGCCGGAGCCCGUGCUCACAGGUCGCCAGAAGAAGCAGAAGUGGAUGGAAAAGAAGUUCCCGGGCCUCCCCGUGAAGGGUGCCUCGAAAGGUGGCCGGAAAGGGCCGAAGCCGCCGCGCGCGGAGGCCAAGGCGCCUCCUUCCGAAGGAGGAGUGGGCAUACCGGCCCUUGCCAACUCGAAGAGUUGUGGAAGGCUACUCUAA